Morus notabilis is the source of this 5799-nucleotide messenger RNA. Its product is annotated as bromodomain and WD repeat-containing protein 3. Gene Ontology annotation, molecular function: protein binding. Gene Ontology annotation, cellular component: nucleus. NCBI's taxonomy places the organism in Eukaryota, Viridiplantae, Streptophyta, Magnoliopsida, Rosales, Moraceae. Bases 302 to 5509 code for a protein of 1735 amino acids. The record is from RefSeq and is a predicted model, not a curated record. Gene Ontology annotation, biological process: regulation of cell shape; cytoskeleton organization; regulation of transcription by RNA polymerase II. The transcript is spliced from 25 exons.
AUUCACUGUUUCAGAGCUCCCACCAAAUAAUCACCCUCGCAUUGCGCGUGCUCUUCACUCGCUAAUUUAAUUUGCACAAUUUUUUUUUGCAUUUUUUUUUUUUGGUUUGAGGUUUUUUGAUAUUGGAACUUGGAUCUCCAUUGUCUCCGAACUCUGGAACCAAAACCUGCAUUCCGCUUCUGAUACGACGCCGUAUUCACAGCCCCAAACAAUUCUCCGUCAAAGGGCUUCACAAAUUUAGCAUUCUGGGACCGCCCAUCUGGUUUAAUUCACAACCUAUUUGAAAGGUUUUGCGGGAGCCAUGGCACUUCGAAAAUUUGUUCCUUCAGGUGAAGCGCCAUCUGUCAGCGUGAAGCCUUUGAAUUUCUCCAGGGCAAUGGAUGAGGAUACUCGUUUUGUGGAUUCAGAGACGAGUCUUGCUGUGGAACCUGAUGUGGAUAUCGACCUCAGAGAAGUUUACUUUCUUAUCAUGCAUUUCCUUUCAGCUGGGCCCUGUCGUAGAACUUAUGGGCAGUUUUGGAAUGAGCUUCUCGAACAUCAACUUUUACCCAGAAGAUAUCAUGCGUGGUAUUCAAGGAACGGGUUACAUAGUGGGGAUGAGAAUGACGAUGGCAAGUCAUUUCCUUUGAGUUACAAUAUGUUGGUGGAGAGGUAUUCACAUGUCGAAAAGGAUCACCUGGUAAAGCUUCUAAAGCAGUUGAUUAUAAGUACAGCUCCUCCUUCACGGGGUAUAAGUGGUGGGAAUGCUCCAAACGCUGCUGAUGUACCUACUCUUAUGGGAACUGGUUCAUUUUCACUCCUUCGCUUAGAUGAUAGGGAUAAAGUAGACAAUGACAUAAGGCAACCCCCUGCUUAUAUGCGUUGGCCUCACAUGAAAGCUGAUCAGGUUCGUGGAUUAAGUUUGAGGGAGAUUGGCGGAGGUUUUGCUAGGCACCAUCGGGCGCCAUCUAUUCGUGCGGCAUGUUAUGCAAUUGCAAAACCAUCAACAAUGGUUCAGAAGAUGCAAAAUAUCAAGAGGCUAAGGGGACAUCGGAAUGCUGUCUAUUGUGCUAUAUAUGACCGCACAGGGAGAUAUGUUAUUACUGGUUCAGAUGAUCGCCUUGUGAAGAUCUGGUCAAUGGAUACAGCAUAUUGCUUGGCGAGCUGCCGUGGUCAUGAAGGUGACAUCACUGACCUGGCAGUGAGUUCCAACAAUGCUGUGGUGGCAUCCUCGUCAAACGACUGUAUAAUUAGAGUUUGGCGUUUGCCCGAUGGCCAGCCAAUUUCAGUAUUGAGGGGACAUACUGGAGCUGUUACUGCCAUUGCUUUUAGUCCCAGACCUGGUUUUGUGUACCAACUUCUGUCUUCAUCUGAUGAUGGGACGUGUAGAAUUUGGGAUGCUAGAAACUCUCAGCUAAGACCACGGCUGUAUGUUCCAAGGCCUUCAGAUAAUGUGGCUGGAAGAAACAACGGGCCUUCCUCAAGUGUUGUUGCACAAAACCAUCAAAUUUUUUGUUGUGCGUUUAAUUCUAGUGGAACAGUUUUUGUCACUGGUAGCUCAGACACACUUGCAAGGGUGUGGAGUGCUUUAAAAUCAAGUCCUGAUGAUUCAGACCAACCAAAUCAUGAGAUAGAUGUGCUAUCUGGGCAUGAGAACGAUGUCAACUAUGUACAAUUUAGUGGCCAUGCUGUAACAUCUAGAUUUAUGACAGCUGACGCCUUGAAGGAGGAAAAUAUUCCAAAAUUUAAGAAUUCCUGGUUCACUCAUGACAACAUAGUUACUUGUUCUCGCGAUGGCAGUGCAAUUAUUUGGAUACCAAGAUCACGCAGAUCGCAUGUGAAAGCUUGCCGCUGGACACGGGCAUAUCAUCUCAAAGUUCCACCACCACCAAUGCCCCCUCAACCUCCACGAGGAGGCCCUCGUCAAAGAAUUCUUCCUACUCCUCGGGGUGUUAAUAUGAUUAUUUGGAGCCUUGACAAUCGUUUUGUUCUUGCAGCCCUUAUGGAUAACAGAAUAUGCGUAUGGAAUGCAUCCGAUGGUAGCUUAGUACAUUCUUUAACUGGUCAUAGUGAUUCUACGUAUGUUCUGGAUGUUCACCCUUUUAAUCCCCGGAUAGCUAUGAGUGCUGGCUAUGACGGAAGAACCAUUGUGUGGGAUAUAUGGGAAGGGAAACCAAUAAGGAUCUAUGAAAUGUCGCGCUUCGAACUUGUUGAUGGGAAAUUUUCACCGGAUGGGACGUCAAUUAUACUGUCUGAUGAUGUUGGGCAGCUCUAUGUAUUGAACACAGGACAAGGGGAAUCCCAAAAGGAUGCAAAAUAUGAUCAGUUUUUCCUUGGUGAUUACCGGCCCCUUAUUCAAGAUACCUACGGGAAUGUACUUGAUCAGGAAACUCAGAUCACUACAUUUCGACGGAAUAUGCAAGAUCUUCUAUGUGACUCAGCCAUGAUACCAUAUCCAGAACCCUACCAGAGUGCAUACCAGCAGAGGCGGUUAGGGGCUCUGGGUUUUGAAUGGAAACCCACUUCUCUUAAACUUGCUACUGGACCUGACUUUACUCUAGAUCUGGAAUUCCAAAUGCUGCCCUUGGCAGACCUGGACAUAUUGGCUGAAUCGCUCCCGGAGUUUCUUGAUGUAAUGGAUUGGGAACCAGAAAUUGAAAUGCAAAGUGAUGAUAAUGAUUCAGAGUACAACAUUCCUGAAGGUUAUUCGAUGGGGGGCGGGCAAGGAACUAUAAGUUCCGAUUCCUCUGCUGACUCUGAGUGCAGUACAGGAGAUGGGGAGGGUGAGGACACUCAAUCGGAUCAACUCCGCAGGUCGAAAAGGAAAAAGCAAAAGGCUGAAACUGAGAUCAUGACAUCUUCUGGAAGACGUGUGAAAAGGAGAAAUUUUGAUGAGGGUGAUGGAAACCCGCUAAGGAACCAUAGAACUAGGAAACCAAAAAGUGGCCAAAAAGCUUCAAGAAAAAAAUCAUCAUCCUCAAAAUCAUUGAGGCCUCAAAGGGCUGCGGCUCGCAACGCACUUACUCUGUUUUCUAAAAUUACAGGGACGUCUACUGAUGGAGAAGAUGAAGAGGGGUUGGAAGCUGAUACAUCAGAAAGUGAAUCCACGCUUCAAGACUCAAACAUUGAGAGUGAUGGAUCUGAAAAAUAUCUGCAAAAUGAGCAAAAGAAACACAUAAAAGGAAAAGAGAUUUCAGUGGAUGAGUCUGAGGAAUUCGUCAACCAUCCGAAAGUUCCUGAAUCUCAUAUGAGUGCUGGAAAUAGGACAAGAUUGGUCCUCAGAUUACCAGUGCGAGAGUCAAAUAAACUUGUGGUCAGACAGAGCAUAGUGUCUAAUGACCAGACUGAUUUGGUGGGUCCAUCCUCAAUGUUUCCUAUAGAAGCAAUUGAUAGAAAUGGGAAUAGUGUAAAGUUCCAAGAUCCCCGGGAGUGUCCUGACGAUGAUGCAAAGCGCAACACAAUUGGAAGACAAGAGGAAGCAGAUCUAGAUAAAGUUGAUCGUUUAAGCUUUUCAGAAGGUUAUAAAAAUGUGAAAAUCAGAUGGGGUGGCUUCAAAGCUCGUUCAUCCAGGCGUCUCAGGCUUGAUGAAGCUACACCAUCAAAUGCAUUAUUUAGGACGAACUUGUGUCUCGAAGGUUGUCGUGAAAAAGACAAUGACUUCGGUGGAUAUGUGAAAACUGAGAGUAAUGCUGCCACUGAUGUACAAAUACAAAAACAUGAGGUCGGCGCGGAUGGAGUGGUGUUAACAGAUGGGAGAACUAUGGGGGAUAAUGCCUGUAGUAUGGCCAAUGGUAUAGAGCAUUCAAGUUCUACUGAAUGUAGGAAUGAUGAUAAAACGCCAAAAUCCCAUGACAUGGCUACGGGCAAUGCAACUGCCUCUUCAGUCGAUGAUGAGAACAAGGUUAGUGUUCAACUUGAACGAACUGAUGACCCCCGAAUAAGUUCUACAAAGUUGAGGCUGAAGAUGACUUCUAGAGAUCCUGAAAGUCGUUGCGAACAGGAGGAGAAAUCAUUUGCUGGAAACUUGGAGAAUGGCAAUUGUCAGUCCUUACAUGACAAUCCUUUGGACAUGGAACAAGACUUGGUUGUGCCUGUGGAUGAUAUGGCCAAUGGAAUAAGUUCAGAUCACGUUGAUGGUGGUCCACGGGAAUCUGACACUCAACGUGAUAAGAAUGCCGAGUUCAGUGUAAAGGACUUGAUGGAGUCUCAUUUACGUAGAGAUAAAAUGUUUACGGCUGUUUAUAGAAGGACUAAAUCCCAUAAGGGGAAAACUGCCGUGGAAGGUAAUGGUGAUGGGAGAGGAAGCACUUCAAAUAUAAGCAACAAUCUGAGUGUUGGAGACGACUCAAUUGAUCAAUCCAUUGGAUUGAAGGCCUCUACAUGUAGUCCAAAUGUUGCGGCUGACGAAGUUAAGCUGGAUCAAGGACUUGAAUCAGGGUACAAACUCAGAAAUACCCAGAAUGGUUCCAGGAGCAGAAAUCAAGUGGUACGUGAAGAAUGGGGAUUAAGUUCUGGGAUGACAGUUGGAUUGAGGUCCACUAGAAAUAGGAGAGGCAGUUAUCAUGUUCAAGAGACGAGUCCAAUAGAUGUAAGGAAGUCAAAUAAAUCAUCAAGAAAGGGUACGUGGUUAAUGCGAACUACACCUGAGGAAGGCUCCCGAUACAUUCCCCAGCUAGGGGAUGAAGUAGUGUAUUUGAGACAGGGGCAUCAGGAGUAUCUAGAACAUAAUCGGUCGAGAGAACACCCUCCUUGGACAUCAAUAAAAGAAGAGAUAAGAGACGUGGAAUUUUGCAAAGUUCAAAAGCUCGACUAUUCUUCACUACCGGGAUCUGGGGAGAGCUGCUGUAAAAUGACACUUGAAUUCGUAGAUCCUGCUUCCAGCGUGUAUGGUAGAUCCUUUAGGAUGACUUUACCCGAAAUGACCGAUUUCCCCGACUUCCUUGUCGAAAGAGCUCGCUAUGAUGCUGCUAUACAGAGAAAUUGGACACGCAGGGAUAAAUGUCAAGUCUGGUGGAAAGAUGAGGGUGAAGAAGAUGGUAGUUGGUGGCUUUGUAGGAUUCUUACCGUUAAGGCGAAAUCUGAAGAAUUUCCAGAUAGUCCAUGGGAGACUUGUACUGUUAAGUACAAGGAUGACACUACAGAAGCACAUUUACAUAGCCCCUGGGAGCUUUUUGAUAUCGAUGGUCUAUGGAAGCAUCCUCAUAUCGAUGUCAAUAGCAAAGAAAACCUCAAGGACGCCUUUGCCAAACUAGAAAAGUCAAGCAAACCUCCACAGGAUCGGUAUGGAAUCAAUCAUCUGAGGCAGCUUUCACAGAGGACAACUUUUUUAAAUAGGUUUCCGGUGCCAAUAUCUUUUGAAGUGAUCAAAUGUAGGUUGGAAAACAACUAUUAUCGAAGUCUGGAGGCGGUGAGGCAUGAUUUCGAGAUCAUGCUGUCGAAUGCUGAGCAAUACUUGGGAAACAAGCCGGAGUUUUUGGUGAAGUUAAAACGCCUAUCGGACUGGUUGACGAGGACGUUUUCAUCUUUGUAGAAACACAAUUUGACAAGUUUUGUAGGAAGAUUAAUCAUUAGUGAGGAGGUUGGUGCGGCCUGCGGGGGUUUGCUCCCCCUUCUUGGUGUAGAUAUCUUGAUUCCUUCAACGUGUUUUCCUUCUUACCCGUUAGAUCCAAUUUUUGAAAUUGUUUAAUCUCUUGGGUAUUCUUUCUAGAGGGGAAAUAAAGAGCAAAGGAAAUUAGAUUAGCUCUGGUUGGAUGUGCAGAUUUUCUACCGGAGGAUUCGUUCUUGUAUAGACACUUGAUAACACCAUUAAUAACAAGAGAA